Messenger RNA from Penicillium expansum, 1440 nucleotides. RefSeq names its product Flavin monooxygenase FMO. The transcript has a single exon. Gene Ontology annotation, molecular function: NADP binding; flavin adenine dinucleotide binding; N,N-dimethylaniline monooxygenase activity. The coding region runs from base 1 to 1440 and encodes 479 amino acids. The record is from RefSeq and is a predicted model, not a curated record. Lineage: Eukaryota; Fungi; Ascomycota; Eurotiomycetes; Eurotiales; Aspergillaceae.
AUGGCGCCCCGAUAUCAAAGCGUUGCUGUCAUCGGUGCUGGUCCAUCUGGCAUUUCUGCCGUCAAAGCCUUGCAAGAAGAAAAUACUUUCCAAAACAUACGUCUAUUUGAGCGACGAGGUCACAUUGGAGGGAUCUGGCAAUACGAUGAGAUUCCCGAUCUGUUUCCAUCCCAAGAGUCCUCCUCCAGUGAACAAGAUCUCGAAAUCCCAAGUCGCCUUCCGCUGCUCAAGUCUCCUUCUCCAGAAGACGUAACGUCUCGCACAGGCAUCUACGAUGGUCUUGACAGUAAUGUCGGCGCCAAGGUCAUGGCUUUCACGCACACUCCCUUUCCCGAGAUAAAUUCGGCAUCGUCAAGUAGACACUUAGGGAAGUCCAAUCCAACCCGGCCAUUUCGGGUGGUGAGAAAGUACUUGGAAGAUAUAUUCCAAGACUACCUUCAUCUUGCCUCGCUCAAUACAACAGUCGAAAAGGUUGAAAAGCGGGACGGGAAAUGGACUUUAGCACUUCGUCAGUCCGGCCACGGGGAUGGCAACACUCCCAAGGACUAUUGGUGGGAAGAGCAAUUCGAUGCUGUGAUUGUUGCAUCGGGGCAUUACAGCGUGCCUUUUGUUCCAUUUGUCAAAGGGCUAAGUGCUGCCUUUGCGCGCCAUCCGACCAUAUUUGAGCAUUCAAAGGCGUUCCGAAGGGCAGAUGAUUAUGUGGAUAAGCGUGUGGUGGUCGUUGGAGGCAGUGUCUCCGCAGCAGAUCUUGUCGCAGAUUUACAUGCCAUUGUGAAAGGUCCUCUCGAGCUAUCCCAGAGAGGGAAGAACGAGGCGCUGCAAUCCGCGUGGGAUCUACCUAAUGUCAACGCUAGGCCAACAAUCAAAGAGAUUCAAGCAACAGAAGAAGGCAUAAACGUCGUGUUUUCCGACAACAGCCUUUUGGAGGGCGUGGACAAGAUCAUCUUCGCCACUGGGUACAAGUUGUCCUAUCCAUUCCUGGUGCCGAACCCCGUGACUCCCAACAACCGGGUAGCAGGGUUUUACCAGCACAUUUUCAAGAUUGGGGAUCCAUCUUUGGCUCUCGUCGGCCAGGUUCGUGCUGCGAUCAGCUUCCGGGCUUAUGAAUACCAGGCCGUUGCCGUUGCCCGAUAUUUCGCCGGAAGAAAUGCGGCGUCCUUGCCAACGCCACAAGAGCAGGAUCUAUGGGAGGUCCAAAGACUUCAGUACAAAGGCCAUACUGCCCUGUUCCACGAAAUAAAGCCUGACUUUAAGGAAUAUUUUGAUUUCUUAACAGAAUUGGCUGGGCCCCCAGCACCGGGAACGGGUGGUUACUCACUCCCUCCUUGGGAAGAUCGAUGGGCAGAACAAGGAUUCGAGAUUCUUCAGCGAAAGGACAAGUACUGGAAGUCACUACGAAGAGCGGCGGAUGGAUUAGGGGCAGUAACGGCUAAACUUUGA